CUAUCUAUCAUGCAUCUAUCCGUCUAUCUAUUCUUGCCCUUUGCCACGGCAUCCGCCAUCUCCUGGUCCAACUGCAGUUCUUCGCUGACCCCACGACUGGAAUGUGCUUCUCUCUCCGUCCCCAUCAACUGGGAUGAUCUGUCAGGCCCUCGUACCACUAUCCGUCUGCAAAGACUGCCUGCUUCAAAUACCUCCUCGCGCAUCGGUCCGCUGUUCUACAACCCUGGAGGUCCUGGGGGUGUGGCGACCGAGUUCAUCAACGCCACGGCUCAGGGGUAUCAUCUGUUCAGCGACACGUUACUGCAGCAUUUUGAUCUUGUCGGCGUGGAUCCCCGUGGUGUCGGGACCAGUGACCCUAUACGCUGUGAUCCUAUUAUUGCCAACGAGCGGGUUACUUUCUUCCCUUCUACAGAGGCGGAAUUUGCCACUCUCGUCGAUUAUAACAGACGUCUGUCGGAGAGUUGUUCAAACCUGACCGGUCCUCUCUUCGAAUAUAUGGACACUGCCUCGGUUGCAAGAGAUAUGGAGGCCGUCCGGCAGGCUCUGGGCGGGGAACAGAUCUCCUGGUUUGGACAAUCUUACGGGUCACAGAUGGCCGUCGCCCAUGCCGAACUCUUUCCGGACACGAUUCGAGCUAUGGUGUUGGAUGGUAAUGUUGAUCAUUCACAGGCAGAAUCAUCGAACAUGUUGACGGAAUCAAGCACAUACGAGAGGGAAUUGGAGCGGUUUGCCAACUGGUGUGCUGUGAACGCUACCUGUGCUUUACAUGGUUCAGAUGUCUUGUCUGUAUUCGAUGAUUUAGUGAGAACUGCAGAUAUCACGCCUAUCCCUGCACCGGACUGUGUUGUCUCGGAAACCUGUCGGGUGAACGUCACUGGUGAAGAGUUGCGGUUUAAUGUUCAGGACUUCCUCACUUUCAAAGAGCCGAUCUCCAUAAUUGGAAACAUUGGCUGGGCUGGACUGGCCGAAGCCCUAAACCAAACCCUACACGGCGAUGCCUCGACGCUGUCUUCCUCCCUGUCGACGAGUGAGAUCGACGAUACCCGGUUCGCCGGACAAGCCGUGCUCUGCCAGGACUGGACACACUACACGGAUACAUCAUUCAUAGAUCUUGCCGACAAGCAGAUCAUGGGUAAGGCCAUUUCGCCUCACACGCAGGGCGCCUCGCAGACUUGGACCGAGGUGGGAUGUGUGGGAUGGACGGCUCCCGUGCGAAACCCCCCUCACUACGCGAGCAUCAAUGCCUCUAUCCCGACUCUGCUGGUGAAUGCCAUGUAUGAUCCAGAGACCUCGAUUGUCUGGGCGAAUGGGCUAAAGGCACAGAUUCCGGGUGCACUGCUUGCAACGCGAAAUGGGGAUGGUCAUACCUCAUACCUACUGUUUGGGGAGACCUCCAAGGCCACGGAUGAGUAUUUGGUCAGUUUGAGCAUCAGUCAGUUGAUGUUUAGCAGUUAGAGAGUAGGUAUUAAAUAUCUACUCAAUAUAUAUAAACAUAAUGAUUAUGUGAUACCUGAGGAAUCUCUUCGCGUGGUGUUUUGAAAAAGUCUAGAUACAGAGGGCUAAGCCGUUGUAUAUCUCAUAGAAAUCUAUCCAAGGCUUACUCGUAAUGCAGGUUAUAUGAUGAACCCAAAAUGAUGAAUGAAUUCUGUUGGCGGCGUCUAAAUGAAAAUAACCAGAUGAGGGACUGCUAAGAUAGAUCAACCUAUCUCAAUAAGUACUAGUAUUUGAAUAAGAAUUUAAUUAAGU
Messenger RNA from Penicilliopsis zonata CBS 506.65, 1746 nucleotides. RefSeq lists its product as hypothetical. The transcript has a single exon. The record is from RefSeq and is a predicted model, not a curated record. Bases 10 to 1455 code for a protein of 481 amino acids. Lineage: Eukaryota; Fungi; Ascomycota; Eurotiomycetes; Eurotiales; Aspergillaceae.